AUGGCUUCCCUACCUUUACCCUUCGAUUCCGCUAUAUCUUUGGGCGCAAACAACCCGGCAGAAGCUGCGCAAUCAAGACCGUCCAACUCGAACUCUCCGAGAACUAUUUCACACCCGGCUGAUCCACGAGUAGAGCUUUCUUCCGAAGAGCUCGCGGAAGCACAAACAGCGGUCACACAAGCGCAAGACCAGAUUGAAAUCGAUGACCUCGACCCAGAUUCUGCCUUCGACGCAGGCUACGAAACAGACUCUGUGGGUUCAACAUCUGCUUCUAUUUCGAGUAGUGUGAGAGACUUCGCAUUCGAAAAUGGUAGGAGAUACCACAAGUUCAGGGAGGGGUCGUAUAACUUCCCCAAUGAUCCUAGUGAGCAGGAAAGGGAGGAUAUGAAGCAUGCUAUGAUGGUCAAUCUUCUGGGAGGGCAGUUGCAUUUUGCGCCGAUUGGCGAUAACCCGCAAAACAUUCUGGAUAUGGGGACGGGAACUGGCAUAUGGGCUAUAGAGAUGGGUGAUUUAUACCCAGGCGCCAACAUUCUCGGCGUAGAUCUAAGUCCAAUACAGCCCGAAUGGGUGCCCCCCAACGUCAGGUUCAUGGUCGACGACGUCGAGUCUCCCUGGCUCAAGCCACCCAAUCACUUCGAAUACAUACACAGCCGACACACUGUGAUGGCGAUACGAAACUGGCCUCUUCUAAUGCAGCGAGCUCUAGAGCAUCUCAAGCCCGGAGGCUGGAUGGAGCUUCAGGAGAUUCACCACUACCCCUAUUGCCACGACGGCUCCAUGCCGCCUGACCACACCAUCGCGCAAUACUGGAGCCUCGUCAUUACCGCUCUGGCCAACCUGGGGGUGAAUUUCAAUGCCACCCUUCUCCUGGAAGACAUGAUGCGAGAGGCAGGAUUCGUCAACGUAUCGACGCGGAUAUUCCACGUGCCGAUCGGGGUUUGGCCCAAGAACAAAGUGCUUAAGACGGUGGGCCUGUACUGGAGGACGAUUCUGCUGGACGGGUUAUUGCCGAUUGCGUUGGGGCCGUUGACGAGGGGCUUGGGGUGGUCGAAGGAGCAGGUCGAGGUAUGGCUGGUGGAGUGCAGGAAGGCGUAUAUGGAUAGCUGGGUGCAUAGCCAUAUGCCUCUCCAUAUCAUCUGUGGGCAGAAACCCGGUGGUGGGAGUAGGGCAGCUGCUUGGUAG
Molecule: messenger RNA, 1182 nt
Organism: Drepanopeziza brunnea f. sp. 'multigermtubi' MB_m1
Lineage: Eukaryota; Fungi; Ascomycota; Leotiomycetes; Helotiales; Drepanopezizaceae
Molecular function (GO): methyltransferase activity
Source: RefSeq, a predicted model, not a curated record